Molecule: messenger RNA, 2310 nt
Organism: Fusarium falciforme
Lineage: Eukaryota; Fungi; Ascomycota; Sordariomycetes; Hypocreales; Nectriaceae
Exons: 6
Coding region: 247-2310 (687 amino acids)
Biological process (GO): regulation of DNA-templated transcription
Molecular function (GO): DNA-binding transcription factor activity, RNA polymerase II-specific; zinc ion binding
Source: RefSeq, a predicted model, not a curated record
AAUCCUCAUUACCCUUUUAAGGCCAAGAGAUCUCGCCCCCCGCCGGGGGUUGAAGACUCAGUGCCUUCAUCAAUAUCUUUUACCACUCCUGUGGACCCCAAUUAUACUACUUUGCCCUACGAGAUUCAACAACAUCUUGAACAGCUAGCCCAGUUCUAUGGACUGACGUCUGGCUACCAAAUUCACCAAAUACUCGACCAGGAGUAUUGUAGAAAGAGAAGAAGAGUAGACUCGUCAUCACUUCCCAUGGCCCCUGAGCGUGGAUCAACCUCAUCGCAGGGAUCCUUGGAGAAGCUUCCCGUGUCGACUCCCUUUGACCAGAAUCAAGAGCAAUAUGGCUCGUCUUCAAGCUGGGCCGACUCUACCUCGGCCUCUGGGCCGUCCUCGACUUCACCGAUAACCAGACGUAUAGCUGACUUGAGCCUGCUCCUCUGCCCUUGCUGUGGGUAUGGUCUAAGACAACCAGAUGGGUAUCAACAACUUUCCACCACGCCAGCGGUAGUGCCCGACCAGAGCACGCCGUACGUGGCGGAGAAGCAACCAUCACUGCAAAUUGCGCCUCCUGAACCGUACACCGACACGGUCCUUGGUCUGGAGCAACAGUCUACUUUUGACUACCAGCAACCCGACCUCACCAGCGCCCCUCUGACAAGCUUUCCUCUGUUGCCUGACCAGACGACAUUGGCAGCGCCAUUGAUUAGCGAUGCUGGCCCAAGUCAGCAGCACCAGCUGCCGGCAGGCGACUUCUACCCCAAUCAAUCUCUCAAGCAAGAGACCCAGUUGGAGGGCCAGCCGAUGAUACCAGGCCAGCACCUCAUGACCCAGAAUCUUGCACAGGUUGGGUAUGGUUCCGAUGCCAAUCUCGUCAGCACCACUGGUCUGACCCCGCAUGGGUUGGUAACAGCCGAGGAUAUUUCUCGUUACUGCAUGGCCCCAACUGCGCAACUCGGAGGAGAUGCCUUGCAGGGCGGAUGGCCUGAAGUUCAUCUACUGGAUCAACAACCCAAUUUCGAAAUCAUCUUGCCCAAUCAGCGAGGCGGAAAGCGAGGCCCAUUCAAGGACCCCAGUCUUCGCGAGCAAACCGCCCAGACUCGGAAAAUAGGGUCUUGUAUCAGAUGCAGAAUGCAAAGAAUACGCUGCGAGAACAAUCCUGAUGAGGAAGGGGGACCGUGCCUAACCUGUAAAAAGGUGUCCAACUCGAGGGCAGGACGGUUUCCAUGCCUGAGAUACAAGAUCACAGACAUUCGACUGUUCAAGCCUGGUCAAGUGCCUGGUUAUGAAUGGACACGAAGGUGGAACAACAAUAUCUCGGACCCAAUCCAGAACUGGGCAUCAGACGAGCUCAAAACCAUCUAUAUCUCGGAUGGGCUUUCGGCCAAGUGCGUCAAAAUUGAGGUUCGACAAUUCAUCCCCCAGACUGGCGACAAGCUGGAGCGCACAUGGGACUACAGAGGGACCAAGAGGUCGGUCUCGAUCCCACCAUAUGCACUGGUGAAUCUUGAAGAGGUGAAGGAGGCGUAUCAAGACCACAUCCGAGAUAGCAUGAAGGAUGCCUUCGGACGAUUGCUCGGCCCCCGUAAUGGCCUCUUGUUCAAGACGUAUGAACGCGCUUGGCACAUAUACCAGGACCAGUCGACCUCGACAGAGUGCCAUGACCUUCUCCACCAGACACUGAUGCUGUGGAUGUCGGUCCGUCUGACGACGAGGUCAAGCUUCAUUGUCGGAAAUGAAACGCUGGGCAUGCGUCGUGAUAUCCUGGACGAGACAAGCCCCAACCACGGCAUGAUUCCCCUCCCGCCAGUGCUUGGUGCUCAGCUGGAUCUCAUCUUGAUCCACCACAUCCAAACGAGACUUCGGAGAGAGCUGCUAGACAAAUUGCAGAAGAUGAUGUCCAAGAACAAGCAGAGCACGUGGCUGGUGACGUACCUCGUAGUCUUCAUCCUCUUGCACAACACGGCUCUAAUCACAGCGCACGAUGCCGGGUAUGCGAAGAAGCACGGCAUGAAGCGACGUUUCGCGCGUGAGGAGAAGGUGAAGGAGUACCAUCUCGGAGCCAACAUCCUGUUAGCGCACUUCCACUACUGCAACAAGGGCAUCUACCCCUUCUCGGAGGAUUGCAAAGACCAGGACCUGCGAACCCUGGCAGGCCUGGAUGAGGAAAAGAUCAAAUUUGUGCACACCACCAGCAGCUGCGCCAGGCGGAAUCGGCCGGAGUGGGAAGAGCUCCGACAAGCAGGCGCGUAUGAGCAUGAUUACUUUUUCGUGAGCCAGCUGUUUGAAGCAAAUUGGCAGCCUCGGACCACCAUCUGA